AUGGAUCCAAAUAAAACCGUACAAUUCAAUACCACCAGUAAACUUCUAAAUAAUCCAAGUUUACAGUCUAAAACAUCUAAAACAACAUCGAUAUUAAUACCUAAUACUCUUAUUAAAAGAGUAUUCUUUCAUAAUGCAUUUCUUUUAGCCUGUCAGGGUGGUAAACAUUAUAAUUUAAAAAUCAAUCAAUUUAAUUUUUGUGAUAAUGGUGGAAUCGAUUUUCAGAGAUUUCAAGCAAAAAAUAAUCAGCGUGGAGUUAUAGGCAGUGCAGCACAAAAAGUACCAAUUCUAGCAAAUUUACCUAAUUUUAGAGGACCAUGCUAUGAUUAUCGGCUUUAUUUCGAAAAAAGACCAUUAGAUGCUAACUAG
Racocetra persica is the source of this 369-nucleotide messenger RNA. NCBI's taxonomy places the organism in Eukaryota, Fungi, Glomeromycota, Glomeromycetes, Diversisporales, Gigasporaceae. The record is from the annotation of a GenBank genome assembly.